This is a messenger RNA of Anisakis simplex (herring worm), 234 nucleotides long. NCBI's taxonomy places the organism in Eukaryota, Metazoa, Nematoda, Chromadorea, Rhabditida, Anisakidae. The record is from the annotation of a GenBank genome assembly.
AUGAUGCAAUUCGAUGAAGCGGAGUUGGAAAAAGCGAUGAAAUCUGCCGCCGUACAAGGUAGCAGUCUCCUUCAUGCGGCUGAUGCAGUCCAAAAGAAUGCCGAAAAAGCGCUGGGUGGCAAAUUCGAAACUGUCGUAUCGCUGGAUGAUUUCGCCUAUAAAAGUCAUUUUAAGGAAGGCAAAACGUGUAAAAUUGAAAAAAAUGGUAAAUAUGCUCUCGCCUGGCAGCCGUGA